Aspergillus affinis is the source of this 1494-nucleotide messenger RNA. RefSeq names its product putative MFS transporter. Lineage: Eukaryota; Fungi; Ascomycota; Eurotiomycetes; Eurotiales; Aspergillaceae. The record is from RefSeq and is a predicted model, not a curated record. Bases 1 to 1494 code for a protein of 497 amino acids. The transcript has 3 exons. Gene Ontology annotation, cellular component: membrane. Gene Ontology annotation, biological process: transmembrane transport. Gene Ontology annotation, molecular function: transmembrane transporter activity.
AUGGCGACUAUUACCCCAGACCCCGCGAAACCCAUCCCUGUCGAGACGUCAGACGAGAUCUCUGCCUCCAAGAUCCAAGAUGUCUCCGACCUAGGCGCCGUUAUCGACUCGCGGGCCGAGCGAUCUCUGGUCUGGAAGUUCGAUCUGCGCAUCCUGCCCGUGCUGGCUAUCAUGUACCUGUUCAACAGUCUCGAUAAAUCCAAUCUAGGCAAUGCCAAAACGGCAGGGUUAGAAGAAACCCUCAAUCUCAAAGGAGGGCAAUACAAUCUGAUUCUCAGCAUCUUCUUCAUCCCCUACGUCCUAACGGCUCCGUUCCUCGGUAUCCUUGGCAAAAAAUACGGCCCCAACGUGGUGCUACCCUGCAUGAUGUUCAGCUUUGGUCUAUUUACAAUCCUGGUGGUGGCUGUCUUCAAUUUCAGCGGGCUGCUGGCCAUCCGAUGGUUCCUGGGCAUGGCCGAGAGUGCUUUCUUCCCUCUGGUCAUCUACUAUCUCACCACAUUCUACCGCCGUGGAGAACUGGCUCGGCGCCUGGCCAUCUUCUACGCCGCACAGAGCAUUGCAUCGGCAUUCUCUGGUCUUCUUGCUUUCGGUGUCUUCCAAAUCAAGUCCGGACCUCUGGCCGAGUGGCGUUAUCUGUUCCUCAUCGAGGGUGGCGGAACCGUGCUCUUCGCCAUCUUUGCCCUCUGGUACUUGCCGCGCUCAGCAUCAGAUGCAUCCUUCCUUUCCUUCGAAGAACGGGAACUGGCGCAUCUGCGAUUGCAAGUGGACAGUUCCGCCGUGGUCAACGAGAAGCUAAACAUCCGCGACGCCCUACGAGUCUUCAAGCAACCCACCAGCUGGGCCAUUAUCGCCAUUCAGAUCUGCCUCGGCGUUCCUCUGCAGUCCGUGCAGCUCUUCCUGCCUCAGAUCAUUCAACGACUCGGGUACGGCACCGUGAAAACCAACCUCUACACCGUGGCGCCGAAUGUCUCUGGGGCCGUGGUGCUCCUGAUCCUCGCAUUCUGCAGCGAUUGGACCCGGUGGCGGUUCCCGUUCGUGGCGCUGGGAUUUCUGUUCACGUUUAUCGGCUUCGUCAUCUACUCUUCCAUCGAUGUCGAGUCCGCACUGGGGGUCGCGUACUUCGCCUCGUUCAUGAUGACCUGGGGAACGUCGGCACCGUCGGUCCUUCUGGACGUGUGGUAUAACAAUAACAUUGCCAAUGAAGGACGUCGCAUGCUGCUGACCAGUAUUGCUGUCCCCAUGGCGAACCUGAUGGGUGUCGUGAGCUCAAAUAUCUUCCGCAAUCAGGACGCGCCUAAGUAUAUGCCCGCCCUCGUCACGACGGCAGCGUUCGGCGGAGCGGGAAUUAUCCUGACCCUGCUGCUGGGUUCGUGGAUGAUGGUGGACAACAAGCGCCGGAACUCCAGACAGGGCUUGAAUCUACGGGCGCAAGACGUCCCGACAGAAAGGCUUCAAGAUGGACCGGACAGUCCGGAUUUCCGAUGGUGUUAUUAA